CCAUUAUCUCCCCCAACUUCCCCCCCCUAUCUCUGAUUCGACCGGUGACCGCCCUCCCAGCCAUGCCCCGCGUAUCGACCACCCCCUCCGCCCGGGCUGCCGCGCGGUUCACGCCGUUCCCCGCCCCGUCGCCCGCCUCCAGCGACGAUACCCUCGCCUCCUCGAGUGGGCUCGUGCGGCGCCGGAUCUCCGUGCCAGAUACCCGCCACGAGGGGCGGAGUACGCGGUCUCCUCGUGCGAGAACAGUUUCUCACAGGGAUAGCGAGGAGCCGGAGCCGGAGCCGGAGCCUGCUCCUGAUGAGGAUGAUGAUCGGGACGAGGAAGAGAACGAGGAGGAGGAAGAAGAGCCCCCCGCUCCUCCGACGAUCACGCAUCUCUUCAUCAAUAACACGCGCGUGAUGUCCAGGUCCCAGAAUUGGACCAACGUCAUAGAUCCGGUCUGCCAGCGGCUGCUUUGUCGCGUCCCGGGGAGUACCCUCCAGGAAGUGCAGAGGGCCGUUGACGCCGCGGAGGAAGCCCAGCCCGCGUGGGUGGCUCUGGGGUUCAAGACCCGACGGGAACAUCUGUUGCGGUUGGUCGAUGUGCUGAGACAGAUGUCUCCGGAGAUUGUAACAUGCCUGUCGCGGGAGGUGGGAAAGACGCUGGCCGAUGCAGACGCGGAGGUGUUUCGCGGGCUGGACUGCAUCCAUGCCGCGUGUUCGAUCGGGCCGGAGAUGGCGGGCAUGUUCCUCGGAGGUGACGCCACGUUGCUGCAGACCUUUUAUGAGCCGGUGGGAGUGUGUGUGUCCAUCUCCCCUUUCAGCUUCCCCUUCAUGAUCCCCCUGUGGUCGCUCCCGUAUGCCCUCAUCACCGGCAACACCGUCAUUCUCAAACCGUCCGAAAAGACCCCGACCACGUCAUCCCUCCUGGCGGAGGCGUUCCUCAAGGCCGGGUUCCCCCCGGGCGUCUUCAAUGUUCUCCACGGCGGCCCGUCCACCGUCCAGAUGCUUGUGAGCCAGCCAUCCGUCCAAGCAGUCAGCUUUGUCGGCUCCGAGUCCGCAGCCAGGCAGGUCCACGAUCUGGCACGGGCGGCGGGGAAGAGAGUCCAGGCCGAAUGCGGCGGCAAGAACCACGGGGUGGUCCUGGAGGACGCCAACAUGAUGUCCACGCUGUUUGCCAUCGCAGGGAGUGCCUUCGGGGCGGCGGGACAGCGGUGUAUGGCUCUCUCGGUCGCGGUGUUUGUCGGACAGACGCGAGACUGGAUCCCCCAGCUGGUCGGGCUGGCGCAGUCGAUGGUGGUCGGGUGCGGAGGGGACCAGGAGUCGAAGAUCGGGCCGCUGAUCGACGAGACGGCGAAGAACCGCGUCAGUGGCAUCAUCCGGCGCGCGGUGGCCGAGAGGGCCACGGUGUUGCUGGACGGUCGCGACAUCCAGGUGCCUGGCUAUCCGGAUGGGAACUUCCUGGGCCCGACGAUCCUGUCCGGCGUCGAGACGUACAUGGAGUGCUACCAGGCUGAGAUCUUCGGGCCUGUGCUCAUCUGCAUGGAGGUUGAUACGCUGGAGGAGGCCAUCGAGCUCAUCAAUCAGAAUAAGUAUGGCAACGGAUGCUCCAUCUUCACCACUAGCGGGAAGCAUGCCAAUACUUUCCAGCGCUGUGUCAAUGUUGGGCAGAUCGGAGUGAAUAUCCCCCUGAUCGCCCCCUACGGCACCGCCGUCCGCACCAGUAACAAGGACUCGUUCCUGGGGGACCGCAAUACCCCAGGCAAGACAUACUGGCCGUUCUUCACGACAACGAAGACGGUGUCCUCCCGAUGGGACCAAUGAUCACAAGGAGAGGGUCGACACUAUGCACCAUGAUUAGGGCUACAUAAGCAGGAUCUACGAUACCAUUGGCCAUCUAAAAUGG
Messenger RNA from Aspergillus heteromorphus CBS 117.55, 1884 nucleotides. Its product is annotated as methylmalonate-semialdehyde dehydrogenase. Gene Ontology annotation, cellular component: mitochondrion. The record is from RefSeq and is a predicted model, not a curated record. The transcript is spliced from 8 exons. Gene Ontology annotation, biological process: thymine catabolic process; L-valine catabolic process. Gene Ontology annotation, molecular function: methylmalonate-semialdehyde dehydrogenase (acylating, NAD+) activity; malonate-semialdehyde dehydrogenase (acetylating, [NAD(P)+]) activity. Lineage: Eukaryota; Fungi; Ascomycota; Eurotiomycetes; Eurotiales; Aspergillaceae. The coding region runs from base 63 to 1802 and encodes 579 amino acids.